UGCUUUCGAGAAGAGAACCAUAUGCACCACUUUUGAAAAUGAGGUCAGUUUUCACCAAUUUCUCCAGAAUAACUACUUAUAAAUAAUUUUAUGUACAUAACCCUAUCCGCACAUUCACAUGAUCGUGGAAUCCACUCGAGCGGGUUCCUCUCUGCACAGUGUCUUGCUCCCAUCCUCCCGUUUCUGGUUUGAAGCCAAAUAAAAGAACAAGGGUUUCAAGGACCCAUCCCAUAUGAAUUUUCUGGAUUUAUUCUGUGGGAAGGAUUCUGUACAAUCAGAAUCACUGUAAAAAAGAGUAGGAUGGAUGAUAAUUGAUACAUGUGGAUUGAGAUGAGGUGAGAUAUUGGGAAGUUGUAUCAUACAGUAUCUAAUAUUAAAAUUUUUGAAGUUCUUUUAGAAAACUUCUAAAAUUUCAUUAUUUCAUUUUUGCUAUCCUCCAAUUUCGACUUCCCGGACAAUAUCCUCUAGUGAUAUACUGCAGGAGGGGGGGGGGGGGUUUUGGGAUUGUCAAGUCAAAAUCAUGGAGUUGCAGCAGAUUUUGCCAGCCAGUAAAUCACGUUCAAUUGCAAAAUUAAAGGGCUUUCCACCUUUCUGUGAAAUUGUUUCCAAAUUUCUUAAUUACAAUGCAAAUUUCAAGAUAGUAAAUUUUUCCCAUAUACAACAAAAUAGGGUCAAAAAACAUGGCUCGAAAUCAAUGAUGUCUUAUUUAAAUUCCCGUCACAUCUCAAUUUCUGAGCAUGCAAAUGAUUUUUACGGCACUGGAAAGGAGCUUUCUCGUGAUUCAUACAAUGAAACAAUAUGUGAGUUGUGCAAAGAAGGAGAUAUUGAUAGUGCCAUGACAUUGGUUUCACAAAUGGAGGCUCUAGGAUACCACCCAAAUUCAAUAUCUUACACUUGCUUGAUAACAGCUCUUGGAAGUAUUGGCAGGACAUUAGAAGCGGAUGCAAUUUUCAAUGAAAUGAUACUUUCGAAUUGUAGGCCAGGAAUUAAAGUGUUCAAUGCAUUGCUCAAAAGUUGUUUAAGAAAAGGCCUCUUGGAGCUUGCAGAUAAAGUCUCGAGAGUAUUGGAUGAUUCGGGUUUGGUAAGAAAUCGCGAAACAUUUGAAAUCCUUAUUGACUAUUAUGUUCACGCCGGUAGGUUGAAGGAUACUUGGUUAGUCAUUUCUCAGAUGAAGAGGAAGGAGUACCAGCUAGAUUCUUUUGUGUACAGUAAGAUUAUUGAACUUUAUAGAGACAAUGGGAUGUGGAAGAAAGCAAUUGCGAUUAUGCGGGAGAUUCGGGAGAUGGGGAUACCAAUGGAUAGGAGAAUAUAUAACAGCAUCAUUGAUACAUUUGGAAAAUACGGAGAAUUAGAAGAAGCAUUGGAAAUUUUUGAGAGAAUGCAACAAGAAGGUAUUGUGCCUGAUGUCAGGACAUGGAAUUCGUUGAUUCAAUGGAAUUGCAAAUUCGGGAACUUAGGUAGUGCUCUGGAUUUGUUUAGUAAGAUGCUGGAACAAGGGAUAUAUCCUGAUCCGAAGAUCUUCGUUACUAUAAUAACACGCUUAGGGGAGCAGGGGAAGUGGGAUAGCAUGAAGAAUAUUUUUGAGAAUUUGAAAGGCAGAGGACAUCAGAGGAGUGGUGCAAUUUAUGCCGUUUUGGUUGAUAUUUAUGGGCAUUAUGGGAAAUUCCAAAAUGCUGAAGAUUGCAUAAGCACAUUAAAAUUGGAAGGUCUAGAGCUUUCACCGAGCAUAUUUUGUGUUCUGGCAAAUGCUUAUGCUCAGCAGGGCUUGUGUGAGCAAACUGUUAGGGUUCUGCAACUCAUGGAAGCAGAAGGAAUGGAACCAAACCUGAUAAUGCUAAAUGUGUUGAUCAAUGCUUUUGGUACUGCUGGAAGGCAUAUGGAGGCACUAUCGAUUUAUCGUCACAUAAGAGAGAGCGGCAUCAGUCCAGAUGUAGUUACUUACAGUACACUUAUGAAGGCAUUUAUACGGGCUCGGAAGUUUGAUCUGGUCCCUAAGAUAUAUAGUGAGAUGGAAUCUUUUGGAUGUUCACCAGAUAGAAAAGCUAGAGAAAUGCUGAAAUCUGCUUUGAUGGUUCUUGAACAGAAACAUUAUCAGCAUAUUCAAUAAGCUUUAGUUGGUUUAGGGACUGUGGUUAUCUGCUACUUAUUACAAAAGACUUCCACUAGAGUCGAUAUGAAGAGUCCUACUGUUACUUGGGGUUUGUCAGGAAUCCUGGACAAGUUUGAGGAGCUCAAAUAUUGCUACUUCCCUUGUGGAUUGGCUGCUCUAUGAUGCCUCAAGGUUUGUGAAGAAACUUGGUCCCUAGUAGAGUCAUGUGUUCAGUAAAAGCUCUAAAAUGUAAUUGGUCUUCUCAUAACUAAUAUUUGUUAAUUUAGUAAUGUUUAAUAAUUAUUGACAUGUUUUGGGAUCAAUAUUACUAAUGCCCAAUAAUUAAUAUCAAUUAGGAAAAAUCUUUUCUAGGUUUCACUAUUAGAAACGGGAGUCUAAUGUGUAAAUAUGAAGAACUUUCAACUAAAACUUUGGUGA
Olea europaea var. sylvestris is the source of this 2527-nucleotide messenger RNA. Its product is annotated as pentatricopeptide repeat-containing protein At5g42310, chloroplastic. Gene Ontology annotation, molecular function: protein binding. The transcript has 5 exons. The record is from RefSeq and is a predicted model, not a curated record. Lineage: Eukaryota; Viridiplantae; Streptophyta; Magnoliopsida; Lamiales; Oleaceae. Bases 521 to 2107 code for a protein of 528 amino acids.